CGCUCUCAGCCUCUCAGUCAGUCUGUGCUCUGCUCUGCUCCAGACCCAGUGCGUCCGCAGCGCCGACCGCCGCCUCCGUUCAAAGUUAACGGUCGGUCACUUAGCUUGGCACUGAAGGCGACACUGCACCGAGACGGUUUCAACACAGAUAACGACGGAGCGGCGACAAAAAAAGGCAGGCAGUUAGUGCAUAAGCAGGCACCAUGUCCUCCCCCACAAACCCAGAGGUGAAGGAACUGAACCCUGUCGACUUUAUCCAGCUACAGCAGUACAUUGAAUACUGCAGCCUGAAGGUGAAAGAUGUGCUGAGGGAAUUUGAUGCAGAUGGCAGUCUGGCCCAGCACAGACAUGGAGAGUGCAUCAAUGAAGAAGGCUUUCGUCUGUUCCUGAAGACUUAUUUAGAAGUAGAGGACUUCCCCAUGGAUCUCUGCCAGCGACUCUUCCUCUCCUUCCAAAACUCUAAACCCACCCAGGAAGACAGUGCCAAGGAGGUCUUUCUGAAGGAUGUUUCAUGUUACUUCUCUCUGCUGGAAGAUGGCCAGCCCCGGGACAAGCUGGAGUUUGCUUUCAAGCUCUAUGACAGAGAUGGCAAUGGAGUCCUUGACAGCUCUGAAGUGGAUAGGAUUAUAGCUCAGAUGAUGCAUGCUGCUGAAUAUCUCGGCUGGGACGUGUCAGAGCUCCAGCCAGUUUUAAAGGACAUGAUGACAGCAAUUGAUGCUGACAGCAGCGGUACGGUGUCUCUAGAUGAAUGGGUGGAUGGGGGAAUGAACAACGUUCCCCUGCUCGUCUUGCUUGGUCUAAAGAUGACCCAGAAGGAUGGGCAACAUGUUUGGAGGAUGAAAAAUUUCAACAAGCCUGUUUACUGUAAUGUGUGCCAGAGUAUGCUGCUGGGUCUGAGGAAACAGGGCCUGUGCUGCACCUGCUGUAAAUACACAGUCCAUGGACGCUGUGCCAACAGAAACCCAGCCCCCUGCACCAGGACUUACGUUAAGUCAAAGAAAGAAACGGGGGUCCCAACGCACGACUGGGUGAGUGGGAACUGCGAUGCCAGGAAGUGCGAUAAGUGCCAGAAAAAGAUCAAGAGCUACCAAGGCUUAACAGGCAAACACUGUGUGUGGUGCCACACUAUGCGACAUGAUGAAUGUGCAGGCCAAGAACCAACAGAGUGUACCUGUGGGCCGCUCAAAGAUCAUAUCCUGCCUCCAUGGGCAAUAUAUCCCGUAAUAAAGGAAAGACCAAAUAAUGUAAAGAAUGGCUGCUCAGUUUCAACAGAUGACAGUGAACUCAAUACUACCCCUGACGGACAAGUACUUCAGAUCAGCCCUGUGCCAAACACCCACCCUCUUCUAGUGUUUGUUAAUCCUAAAAGUGGAGGCAAGCAGGGAGAAAGAGUCCUGCGAAAAUUUCAGUAUUUACUGAAUCCACGGCAGGUAUACAACCUUGUAAAUGGAGGACCGGGACCAGGUCUGAGUUUCUUCAGAAAUCUGCAGAACUACAGGAUUUUAGUGUGCGGGGGAGAUGGCACAGUUGGAUGGAUUUUAGAUGCAAUAGACAAAGCUAAUUUGUUAGUGCGGCCACCUGUUGCUGUACUUCCUCUGGGCACAGGAAAUGACCUUGCACGAUGUCUCCGAUGGGGAGGAGGAUAUGAUGGCGAGGACUUAAGUCGUAUUCUUAAAGACAUUGAGGGGAGCUCUGAGGUGUUCAUGGACCGCUGGAGUGUUCAAGUUAUCACUGACGAAAAUCAGGAGGAGGGUGAUCCAGUGCCAUAUGAAAUAAUUAACAACUACUUCUCUAUUGGAGUUGAUGCCUCCAUUGCCCAUCGUUUUCACACAAUGAGGGAGAAACAUCCUCAGAAAUUCAACAGCAGAAUGAAGAACAAGCUGUGGUAUUUUGAAUUUGCUACUUCAGAAACCAUUUCUGCUUCUUGCAAAAAACUCAACGAAAGUCUCACAAUUGAGUGUUGUGGAACUCCACUCGAUCUCAGUGGCCUGUCUUUGGAAGGGGUAGCAGUUCUAAACAUUCCCAGCAUGCACGGUGGUUCCAACCUUUGGGGUGAGACCAAAAAAGGGGACACUAAAGGAGGGAUGAGUCAGGAUGAGUCUGAAGUCAUCAUCGACCCAGAAAUCCUAAAAGUGACCUCUCAAGAUCUAAGUGACCGUCGAUUAGAAGUGGUUGGCCUUGAAGGAGCCAUGGAGAUGGGACAGAUAUACACUGGUUUAAAGAGUGCAGUGAGACUAGCAAAAACGUCACAGCUCACAAUCAGGACAAAGAAGGCGUUACCAAUGCAAAUAGAUGGAGAGCCAUGGAUGCAGCCUCCAUGCACGAUCCACAUCACACACAAGAAUCAGGCCAGUAUGCUGAUGGCUCCUCAGGCCAAAUCAUCUGGUUUUUUCAACUACAAAUAAAAACUGACACCUGAGUAUCAGUCAUAUGUACUUGCUUAAUGUAUAUAAAUUAUUUUUUUUUAAUAUAAGAUCAAGUUGAAUGUUUAUGUUGUAGAAUAUUUACAUUACAACAGUUAAAGUAAGCAUAUAUGCUUCAAGGUUUCAGCAUCCCUGUAACACAUAACCGAAGCAUGGCACUGUAUAAAUACAAACUGUAUGGUAAGAUAUGUUUGCAUUGUGGCAAAAUAAUUUUGACCAAAAUUACUUUUAUCAGUACUCAAUACUUUUACUGCAUCUGUCUCAGUGCUUUUCAGUUAGUGGAAAUGCUGCUCUGUAGAAACUCCAGAUAAGGAUAAAGUAAAGUUAAUAUCAUGCUAAAAGAAGAAUCUUUAGCUUCAUGUGCCUUUACAAUCUGUUCUCUCUGGUUGUGGCUUCAGUAGAAGAUUUACAGAGCGUUAUGUAGACGUACUGUCUGGUCACAAACCAUGUAGUAUUGUUGUGUUGUUGUGACUGUAAAGAUGCAGAUAUACAAUAUAUUCUUGUCAAUUUGGAACCAAGAGUGAAGGAUAAUUGAGAUUAAAUCUCAGAUAGUGGUUUAACUUAUUUGCUUUUUUUCGUACAUUUUAGAAGAUACUUGAAAGUGUUUCUGGGAACAUUAGGAGGACAAUCAUUGCCAAAGUGGCUGCAUGCUGAUCCGUUAAAGAGGAUCUGCUGUUCUUGUUUCUGUGUAAAGGCAGAAAGCCUCUGCUGUACUUUGAUAGUCUAGAUACGCCACUUUUAACUUAUAAAGAUUGAUGACUUCAGCUUUAAGUAAGACCAUUUUUAUUAUGUAGUCCUUAUUUAAAUGCUUUAUCAGCCAAUGUUAUCAGCCAAUGUUAUUGGAGAAUGUUAUGGUAAUGCCUAAUAUAACACUGUGUAAAGAUUUGAAUAAAUCAUCUGGACUGAA
Sphaeramia orbicularis (orbiculate cardinalfish) is the source of this 3330-nucleotide messenger RNA. RefSeq names its product diacylglycerol kinase, alpha a (gene dgkaa). Gene Ontology annotation, molecular function: calcium ion binding; ATP-dependent diacylglycerol kinase activity. Gene Ontology annotation, cellular component: plasma membrane. NCBI's taxonomy places the organism in Eukaryota, Metazoa, Chordata, Actinopteri, Kurtiformes, Apogonidae. Gene Ontology annotation, biological process: phospholipase C-activating G protein-coupled receptor signaling pathway. The coding region runs from base 204 to 2405 and encodes 733 amino acids. The transcript has 24 exons. The record is from RefSeq and is a predicted model, not a curated record.